GACUGAACUCUUGAAGCACUUCGUUGUUUGUCGUGGUGCUAGACUCGGCAAACAUCGUUUAUCUCAGUAAAAUCACCGGGUGGUGUCAUUCGCGAUUCACGUUCACAUUCAGUUCUCUACUUCGAAACUGAGCAAAUAUGACCGUCGAACAUCUCGCCGCAGGAUCCAAGGCCGUGCCUCUUCAAGAAGGAAAGCUACGUUUGUAUUCCAUGCGCUUUUGCCCCUACGCCCAGCGAGCUCACCUCAUUCUCAACGCCAAGAACAUUCCCCAUGACACAGUUUAUAUCAAUCUGAAAAAUAAACCAGAAUGGUAUCUCGAGCAGUUUCCUCUUGGAAAAGUGCCUGCUAUUUGUGUCGACGGCGAUCGCAUCUACGAGAGUUUGAUAAUCUGCGACUUCCUUGACGAGAAGUACCCGGAAAACCCGAUGUAUCCGAAGGAUCCUCUCAAAAAAGCUAAAGACCGCAUUUUGAUCGAACGUUUCAGCAAGGUCAGUAGUUUGCUUUACCAGUGCUAUUUAAAUCCAAAUAUGGAUGUUCAAUUGCUACACCCUGUGUUCGAUGCUAUGGACCACUUUGAGAAGGAACUUAGAAAACGGGGGACACCGUUCUAUUCAGGAAGCAAACCGGGCAUGGUUGACUACAUGAUUUGGCCCUGGUGCGAAAGACUCGAAAUGCUAAGAGUGAUCGGAGGUGAUAACUUCAAAGUGCCUAAGGAUAGAUUUGCAAAGCUUUGGCGGUGGUCUGAAGCAAUGUUGGAAGAUGAUGCUGUUAAGAAACAUUAUGUCACACCCGAGCAGCAUGCCAAAUAUCUCCAGUCACACAGAGCAGGAACUCCCGAUUUUGACAAUAUUCUCUAAUUUUGUCAAACAUGGUUAAUAUCUUUAUUAGAAUUAAUGUUAAACCAUUAUUCUAAUAGUUGAAGAGUAAAAACUAAAUAAUAUUAAAUUUUUUAAGGCUCUAAUAGGUCACUAAAUGCUAGUUUAAUUAUAAGGGAAAAAAUGUGUAACAUUUACCUCAUGUGAAUUUCAUAAAAUUUACAAUAAUGUGGUUUUUCAUUAAAUGUUUAUGUUCGUUGAUACUGUAAUGCACAAGGUUCACAAAAUGUCGUUUUAUUUUUGUAUUAUAAUCAAAAUUUGCCUAGCAUUUGUUGUAUUCAUCUUUAAAAGUAAUGAAAAAUAAACUAUUUUUGAUGCUGAUUUA
This is a messenger RNA of Cimex lectularius (bed bug), 1200 nucleotides long. RefSeq names its product pyrimidodiazepine synthase-like. Bases 138 to 857 code for a protein of 239 amino acids. The transcript is spliced from 6 exons. Gene Ontology annotation, molecular function: glutathione dehydrogenase (ascorbate) activity; glutathione transferase activity. Gene Ontology annotation, cellular component: cytoplasm. Gene Ontology annotation, biological process: glutathione metabolic process. The record is from RefSeq and is a predicted model, not a curated record. NCBI's taxonomy places the organism in Eukaryota, Metazoa, Arthropoda, Insecta, Hemiptera, Cimicidae.